Salvia miltiorrhiza (redroot sage) is the source of this 4646-nucleotide messenger RNA. RefSeq lists its product as uncharacterized. The transcript is spliced from 3 exons. Gene Ontology annotation, molecular function: protein binding. Lineage: Eukaryota; Viridiplantae; Streptophyta; Magnoliopsida; Lamiales; Lamiaceae. The coding region runs from base 3112 to 4341 and encodes 409 amino acids. The record is from RefSeq and is a predicted model, not a curated record.
CAUCCGUCCGGGUGGAUUCGGGCGGUUCAAUUUGGGUUUGCUCACCCCUUCACCCAGCGCGACACACACAUUUCGCUUCAGACGGCAGAAACCAAUUGAACACACAGCCCGUCUGGCCGUCCCCGCGGUCCGUACCCUCUGCCGGCGGCCUCCUCAUUGGCGACUCGGCGCCUCCCUCCGCCCUUAAGAAGUAGCAGCCUAGCAGGCCCAGUUGCGGCCCGCCGCCAUCCCCCUUUUCCGCCCGCCUCUUCCCGUCGGCCGUCGACCAAGCAGCCUGAAUCCGGCCGGCCACAACAGUUGUCUCUUGAAUUUGAUAUGGAAAAGUGCAAACGAGUCGAAACUCCAUUACCGGAAGCCAUAAUUCACCUAAUACAGUCUUUCUUGAGUGAAGAAGAAGCUGCUCGAACCACUCUUGUCUCCAAAUCAUGGUACAACGCCUGGCUAACUCGUCCUGUGCUCGUGCUCAGAAAUCUCCAUUGGAGAUCAUCGGCGGCCGUGUUCUGGAGAUUUACAGUGAAGACCAUGCGAAGGUAUCAAGACUCCAACUUGAAGAUCGAGAGUUUGAGGUUAAAAAUACAAGGAUGUAGAAGGAGCUUUGAACCUCUUGCCCACAAAUUGAUUGUGGAUGCCAUGAAACUUGGAGCUACUGAUCUCAAAAUCGAAUUCUUCACAUUUGUUCUGCCGCCAGAGGUGCUCCGAUCUGAAUCCCUCCUCCGAUUAUCUGUAAGUGGGUGUGAAAUUGAUGGAAACGUCAACUGCUCGAUGCUCAAAUCACUCAGCUUGGACAGUGUGCUUUUGAAAAGUGAUGAUAUGCUUCGAAUCAUAACUUCCUGCUGCAAUUCCAUCGAGGAGCUGUCACUUUCAAAUUCUUUUUUUUCUAAUCAGAGAAUACUAUUGAGUGGGACGAAUCUGCACGAGCUUCAUAAGCUUAAGCGUUUGUAUCUUGAGAUGGUGGAUGUUGAUAAGUCCUUCUUCGACGACUUGGAAUCUCGGUUCCCUUGCUUGGAGGAUAUGAGCCUUGUUAACUGCCAUGGCUACAGACAAAUAUGGGUUGCGAGCUCUUCGCUCCAACGCAUAAACAUUGAGCAACCGGUCAAUGUAUUGAUAGGCAAGUUUAAAGUUCCUAUUCUUGCUGUCUUUAGCUAUUCAGGCGUGGGCAUACCGUCCCUUUCUAUCGAUGCAAGGGAUGAAUGGGAGUCUCAUAUAUCUAUUGAGCGCCAUCACUUUCGGAUCUCGUCGUCAUGGUACCGAGAUUUGCACAAGCGGUUGACUCAGCUGAGUCUAUCAAGAAUCAAUCUCACUAUAAAAAUAGUGGGGUCACGGCCUUGUACAAAGAGGAUUGCUGGCGUGUAUAAUGUUCAUGUAGUAGGCGAACCUGUAGCAGUGGAGAAUAUGAAGCUUGAGGCAAAAUAUGAUGCAGGUUGUAUUCUGCGUUGUCUGUUUUGCAUAUGUCGCCCGAAGUUGGUAACUCAUUGCUGGCUUGAUCGCGAAUGUGGGAAGAAGUCAGACGAUCACUCCCUUGAAAGUCUAUGUGAGAAACUGAUGGGUCCGAAGAGGGAUCGGAAUAUGUUUGAGCGGUUUGAUCUCAAGGAAGGACAGAUGGAAGUAUACGAGGAGGAUGAAGCAGAAUGGCGGCCUCUUCUACUGCAAGAUGCAAUAAGAGCUCCACCAAUGGGACGUAAGGUUCGUUUCUACUUGAAAUGGUGAUGAAAUGACUGAUCAUUAAUGAGUUCCUCUGUGCUUUCAACUAUUUUGGUCUAUAUAUGUAUUCUUGAAUCUACAGACUUGUAGUCUGUUCUUUGUUUCAUGUACUCCCUUCGUCCGUGAUAUCGUUUCCACAUUUGCCAUUUUGGUCCGUCCGCGAUAUCGUUUCCACUUCCAUUUAUAGAAGUAGGGUCCACAAACUUCCACUCACAAUAAUAGUGGGACCCAAACUCUACUCACUACAUAUCCACUACUAUCCACCCAUUUUCUUAAAACUCGCGCUUUCCACAAUGUGGAAACGAUAUCGCGGCCGGAGGAAGUAUUUUAUUUCAAGAGGGAACGCAACUGUUAUAAAUUGAAGAGAAGAGGAGAGGAAGAAUGUUAUAAACAUAGAGUGAUUGUAAAAGCAUUUUAUUGUGAAAAUUAAAAGUUUGUAUUUAUAUAGGUAAAAAUUAUGAUUUAGAGUUUAUAUGGUUAUCACUGUAUAAAGAUAUAUGUAGAUAUUUUAUAUGGACUAUUUUUAGGGGGAGCAAUGAUACUUUUUUCUCUACAACGAGGUUUUGUUAAUUCAUUGAAUUUUCCAAGCAAGUUUACACCUACUCAAGUAUUAAAUAAAAAAAAUGUUUCUUCCCCUUCCACAAUCUAUUAUCAAAUUCAAAUGUUUUAUGAGAUUUGUGAUUGAAAUUGAAUUUUAAGUAGUUUUUUGUAAAUAAGAAGUAUUUAUAAGAUAAAGAAAAAAUAAUGUUUUCUAUGUUUCACGAAUUUUGAUGCAAUUUCCUUUUUCGAUCGUCCCACGAAUCUUGAAGCAUUUUUAAAUAUGGUAAGAAUUAGCCAAAAAAUAAGGGUUAUUAAUUACACUUUUAUACUUUACCAUUUUUCUACUUUAUUACCUGCACAGUUAAAACACUAAUCUUUAACUUCUUAAUUCUUGUGCCCAAACCUAAUGAUAUGUUAAAUAAAAUGAAGAAAAAAAAAUAAUACUAAUACAUAUCGUUUGCCAACAAAAGUGGCUAUAUUAAAAAAAAAAGAUAAAGAAAAAAUUAAUUAUUAAAGUCCAAAAUAAAGUGACCAGUUAAAUAAAAUAAAUAAAAAAUACUAGCAAUUACUAAUACAUAUCAAUUGCUGAAGACGGCACCAACUCAAUUAAUGAUGUAUCGAUAGGGUACCUCUAAAUUAUAUAUAGCUCUAGUUUUCCUAUUUCUCUUGCAACGCCUCUUUCUCUUCUACUAGGGCACUACCCUCUAUUUUCCUCUCUACAAAUAUAGCUGUUGCAACUUUGCAAGGAUGUUAUGAAGAUUCUGAUGCUUGAUUAAUAAGAGGAAAUCUAUAGAUUGAACGCUUGGUUGGAUUCGGAUAAUUAUUCUGUAUUCUCGAAAAGUUAAGAUCGACACUUAGUUGUGUCUUGAAAUGGAAAAGCGCAAACGAAUCGAAACCCAAUUGCCGGAAGCUAUGAUUCAGCUGAUACAGUCUUUCUUAAGUGAAGAAGAAGCUGCUCGAACCACUCUUAUCUCCAAAUCAUGGUACAACGCUUGGCUAACUCAUCCGGUGCUCGUGCUCAGAAAUCUCGGUCGGAGAUCAUCGGCGACUAUGCGAAGGUAUCAAGACUCCAACUUGAAGAUCGAGAGUUUUAGGCUAAAAUUGCAGAGAUGUACAAGCAGAGGUGAACCUCUUGCCCACAGAUUGGUCGUGGAUGCCAUGAAAUUGGGAGCUACUGAUCUUAAUCUCGAAUUCAAACCUACCACAUUCGUUCCUACCACGUUCGUUCUUCCGGCGGAGGUGCUCGGAUCUGAAACCCUCCUCCGAUUAUCUGUAAGUGGGUGUGUAAUUGAUGGAAACGUCGUCAACUGCUCGAUGCUCAAAUCACUCAGCUUGGACAAUGUUGCUUUGAAAAGUGCUGCUAUGCUUAGAAUUAUGACUUCCUGCUGCAAUUCCAUCGAGGAGCUGUCACUUUCAAAUUCUUGUAUUUCUAAUCAUAGAAGACUAUUGAGUGGGAUGAAGGUGCAUCAGCUUCUUUUUCUUAAGCGUCAUAGAAUACUAUUGAGUGGUGAGGAUCUGCCCGAGCUUCAUAAGCUUAAGCGUUUGUAUCUUGAGACAGUGGCUGUCGAUAACUCCUUCUUUCACGACUUGGAAUCUCGGUUGCCUUGCUUGGAGGAUAUGAGCCUUGUUCGCUGCUACUGCACUGCAAUACGCGUCAAGAGCUCUUCACUCCAACGCAUAAGCAUUGUGCAGCGCGAUGCAUCAAAGCUCGAGCUUGAAGUUCCAAAUCUUGCUGUGUUUAGCUAUUCAGGCGGGAGCGUACCGUGGUUCAUUUCUAUCAAAGCAAGGGAUGAAUGUGAGUCUCAUAUAUCGAUGGAGUUCGAUCACUUUCUGACCUCGUCAUGGUACCUAUGUUUGCACAAGCUGUUGACUCAGCUGAGUCCAUCAAGAAUCAAUCUCACUAUAAAUAUUGGGUUAAGGGCUCGUAGCGUGAAUGAUACUCGUGUUGUAGGCAAACCUGUAGCAGUGGAGAAUUUGAGGAUUGAGACAAAAUAUGAUGCAGCUUGCUUUCUGCAAUGUCUAUUUCGUAUAUGUCGCCCCAAGUUGGUAACCCAUUGCUUGCUUGAUGAAAUUUGCUCGAGCUCACUGGCGAGGGAGUAGUUGAAAAAGUGAAUGUGGAGCUUCACCCAUGGAAGGCAGUUUGCAUGGAAAAAUUGGCUAGGGCCUUUUUGAUGAAUGAUUUUUUUUUUUUUUUUAGUUUACUAUUUAGGAUACUAGCUAUUAAUUUGCCUUGUUCAUUUGGUUUAUUUGCAUUGGGUUCGACUGUUGGAUUCUAUUUUUUAUUGGGUUGAACUUAUUGUCUUAUUUUCAUACUAGUAGUUUCCAUCAACCAAGAUCAGUUUUUUGGUUUUAGCUUUGAAGUGUCCUUUUAAGACGAUUUUUAUAUAUAGUCAUUGUUUUGAUGA